This is a messenger RNA of Apis laboriosa (Himalayan honeybee), 1167 nucleotides long. Its product is annotated as dehydrogenase/reductase SDR family member 4-like. Bases 215 to 1042 code for a protein of 275 amino acids. Gene Ontology annotation, molecular function: carbonyl reductase (NADPH) activity. The transcript is spliced from 5 exons. The record is from RefSeq and is a predicted model, not a curated record. Lineage: Eukaryota; Metazoa; Arthropoda; Insecta; Hymenoptera; Apidae.
UAUAACAUUCCUUCGUAGCAAAUUUAUAUCAGGUGCACAAUAAUCUAUAUUCAUUUCUUUAAACAAAUUUAUAGAUGUUUAUUUGUAGUUACUUAUAGUUACUUUUUAAUAUUUUAUAUCAUAGUUACUUUUUAAUAUUUUAUAUCAUAUAUAUGUUUUAUUUUUAAUUUAAUAUUUUAUAUUAAUUAUAUUUACUUUAAAAUAUUUUAUUACAAUGCUACGUUCUUCAUUAAAUCGAACUUGGCAACAAAUUAAUCGUAAUUUAGGAAAUAAUACAGGAAUAAAAUGUAAACGUCUAGAAGAAAAAGUAGCAAUUGUUACAGCAUCAACAAGUGGUAUUGGUUUUGCAAUAGCAAAACGUUUAGCUGAAGAAGGUGCUAAAGUAGUAAUUAGUAGCCGUAAAGAAUCAAAUGUACAACAAGCUUUAAAACAACUUAAGUCUGAAGGUUUAAAUGUUUAUGGUACUAUAUGUCAUGUUGGCAAAAAUGAAGAUAGAAAAUCUCUUCUUGAAAAAACUAUACAAAAAUUUGGUGGUUUAGAUAUUUUAAUAUUAAGUGCUGGCACAAAUCCAAAUCCAUGUAAUCUUUUUGAUACAUCAGAAUUAUUAUGGGAUAAAAUUUUUGAUAUCAAUCUUAAAAGUACAUUUCUCCUAAUGAAAGAUUCUUUACCAUUUUUGAGAAAGAGCAAAUCAGCAUCAAUAACACUUUUAUCUUCAAUAGCAGCAUAUUCACCAUUAGAAUUAUUAGGUGCAUAUUCCAUUAGCAAAACAGCAUUAUUAGGACUUACACAAAUGGCUUCUGUAAGUCUUGUAUCUGAAGGAAUUAGAGUCAAUUGUAUAGCUCCUGGUAUUAUAAAUACUAAAUUUUCACAAAUACUUCGUGAAGGUGAGUUACAAAAAAUACUGUUAUCAAAAAUACCAAUGCAAAAAUAUGGUAGUGUAAAUGAUGUAGCAGGAAUUGCUGCAUUUUUAGCAAGUGAUGAUGCUUUAUAUAUUAGUGGUGAAACUAUUAUUGCUGCUGGUGGAUUCACAUGUAGACUUUAAGUAUGUUUUAUAUUGUUGAUACAUCAUAAAAAUUUUAUUAUUUGAUAAAGAUUAUAUUAUUUGAAGUUACAAGUUAAUUAUAAACUAGGAAAUACAUAUUAAUAUUUUUAGUAAAAUUUUGUAAU